Purpureocillium lilacinum is the source of this 213-nucleotide messenger RNA. NCBI's taxonomy places the organism in Eukaryota, Fungi, Ascomycota, Sordariomycetes, Hypocreales, Ophiocordycipitaceae. The record is from RefSeq and is a predicted model, not a curated record.
AUGCAGGCGGGUGCAGGCAGGCGGUGGCCCGGCCAUGGUAGCCGGGGGUGGCCGCCCGGAGACGAGCUGAGCACGAGCUACCGCGUAUCUUGCGUGAUCCGGUUCCCCGCGCGAUGUGGCGUUUAUUCGAGUUUGCCCCGAGCACGUACGAGUAUGCUCGAUACGAAGUACUCAACAGCUGCAAACGCGGCGAUGCUGUCGAGUCUUAUCUGA